Molecule: messenger RNA, 1731 nt
Organism: Thermochaetoides thermophila DSM 1495
Lineage: Eukaryota; Fungi; Ascomycota; Sordariomycetes; Sordariales; Chaetomiaceae
Product: DNA repair protein (rad57)-like protein
Exons: 1
Coding region: 1-1731 (576 amino acids)
Biological process (GO): DNA strand invasion; mitotic recombination; DNA repair
Molecular function (GO): DNA strand exchange activity; double-stranded DNA binding; ATP binding
Source: RefSeq, a predicted model, not a curated record
AUGACUGACCUCCUUCGUGUGCUUCCGCACUUCCCCAUUGGCCCCUACGCGCGGCUUCUGCCUGUCCUUGAGCAGCACGGCCUGACAACGAGCGACUUGCUGACCCUCGAGGCCGCUGAGAUUGGAAAGCGCACGCAUCUGCCGCUGCUCGACAUCAAACGCCUAUGCGAUGCUGUCCUGAGCGCUCUGCACGCUGAUCUGGGCGUCGUCUCGACACCGAAAGCCCGGUCUAACACUGCGGGUACCGUUUCCGAGACGACCGUUGAUGAGCCCGGGGACGGUGUCGGAAGAUGGAAGCAACAGCAGGAGCAGCGAAAACAUAAACAACAACUUAAGAACACCUUCGCCAACCUCAUCUCCCAAUGGCACACCAUCAGCACCCUUGACCCGACGCUAGACGCCGCCCUUAGUGGCGGCAUCCCCAUACGAACCAUCACCGAAAUCACAGGCGAAUCAGGCACCGGCAAGACCCAAUUCCUACUCACUCUCCUCCUCUCAGUCCAGCUACCUCCCCCCCAUGGACUGGGUCGUCCUGCGAUGUACAUCAGCACAGAAGCCCCGCUCCCAACGCGGCGCCUGUCCCAGAUGCUCUCCACGAACCCCGUCUUCCAACAGCCCCCCCGACACCAACGCCCGUCGUUGGACCGGAUACUAAGCACUUCCACGCCGGAUUUGGAGAGUCAGGACCACAUAUUGACAUUCCAAGUACCGGUCGAGAUUGAGCGGCGCAACGUAGGGCUGCUGGUGCUCGACUCCGUGGCAGCGAACUACCGCGCCGAGUUUGAGCGCGCGGGAGGGAAGCAAGGGUCAAAUAUGGGCGCGCGCACGGCAGAGCUGGUCAGGUUAGGAAUGCUGCUUAGGGAGUUAGCACUGAAGUACGACAUGGCAGUUGUCGUGGCGAACCAGGUGGCCGAUCGCUUUCCCGGGGAAGUGUUCGUCCCCCCUCCCGUACCAUUAUCAACGGCCCAUCGACCGGCAAAACACCCCCGUCUCCAAAAAGUCGACGACAGUCCUCUUGCUCCGCGAAGCAAACUUCCUGCUCCCGAACCAGACACCCCAGAAACUCCUGCGAACAUCCCCCCUCCCUCAUCCGUCCCCCUUCCCUCCUCCCAAUUGCUCCCUACCACGCCGACGCCCAACCCAGCUGUUAAGAACAGCAGCACCCUCCCCUCCUCCUCCACGAGCGACCUCAAAGAUGAACGAGUCCAACGACAACAACAACACCAGCCCGCCGUGCUUCUGCUCGACCACCAACAGCGCUGGUUCACUGGCUGGGGGGACACUCCCUCCUCCCUUUACAGCACUACCGGCCCCUUGUUAAAAACCCCUUCUCUUGGACUGGUGUGGACCACCCAGCUGGGGAUGCGGAUCGCCCUGUUUCGGAAGCCGAGGCCGGCAUAUGGGUAUCGCACUCCUGCUUCGAGGAUAGAUGGGAAUGCUACGCAUGCAGCGGCAGUCGUUGCUCGGGACGGAACAAUGGGGAUAGGGGAUGAUUAUGAGGCUGUUGUAGAGAAGGAGGAGACGAGGAGGGUUUUGCUAGCGAGUAAGGGAAGUAGUAGUGGUAAUAGUGCUUGGAGGAGAUGGAUGAAGGUCGUUUUUGCGUCGCAUGUGGCCGAGUCCGGUCCUGGGGUUGAGGAGGCGCCGGGGGCGGUGGAGUUUGAGGUUUGGAUGGGUGGGUUGAGGGCUGUGCAGAAACAGGGGACUGGAAAGAAGUCCUCAUGGGGGAAGUGA